Botrytis sinoallii is the source of this 387-nucleotide messenger RNA. RefSeq lists its product as uncharacterized. The record is from RefSeq and is a predicted model, not a curated record. NCBI's taxonomy places the organism in Eukaryota, Fungi, Ascomycota, Leotiomycetes, Helotiales, Sclerotiniaceae. The transcript is spliced from 3 exons. The coding region runs from base 1 to 387 and encodes 128 amino acids.
AUGCGGGAGGAGGCUGUAGGAGGAUAUUCCGGGGGAGGGGGUUAUUCGGGAGGAGGAGGGUAUGGGGAGAGAGAGGAUAGCGCGCAGGGGUUUAGGAGCGCGACGCCGAAUCGUAGUCGACUCCGUCCUCAACGAACUCGAAAGCCAAACAACGACCAAGUCGAAGGCAUUAUGGGCAAAAUGACCAUCGCCAUCGGCGACGAGAUCCGCGAAUCCUCCGCUCUCGCGGAAAAAAUGAAUGAUAAUUUCGAAGGCGCGCGCGUGCGCAUCAGAGGAACCAUGAAUCGCAUGUUGAUUAUGAGUCAGAAGACGGGGGUUAGUUGGAAAGUGUGGAUCUUGUUUUUCGCAGCGGUUUUUGGAUUGUUUUUUUGGGUGUGGGCUUUUUAG